GGAGGGAGGUGGAACUAGGAGCUCUAGGUCUGUAGCAUCCAUGUAGCUCUGUCUGCCUGUUGAAGAAUAGGGCAGGAGGAAAAAGGGAAUGGAAGGAAGAGCGGAGGACUACAAAGGGAGGACAGAUGCGUGAGUCGAUACUGGGGGCUACUGGAGGGUAUACUGGGGGGACAAAGCGAGGGCCAGACGACUGGCUCCUCUGGGGGAAAGGCUGUUGUUAGCUGUUCAUAUUUAUAGCAGCUGAGCUCCCUUCUCUCCUGCUGAGGAGAAGAGGAGGAGGAGGAGGAGGAGGAGGAGGAGGAGAACCCCCUCUCUUUUUUUUCUUUUUUCCAUCCCCUGCUUGGACAGUGCCCAUCUUCAGCUCCAGCUGCCAUCCACUGUGAAAGGAUUUGAUGAAAGACACAAUCAACAAGCCUGGCAUCUCUGAAAAAGCCCAUGGCAGGGGAGUGACCCAAAGAGGGCCGACAUACACUGUGUUCAGUGACUAAACAAGCCCAUCGACCAACACCACCACCACUCCAAUCCACAGCCAUGUCUUUGACUACCCUCAAACCUGAUUUCUUCACUCCUGCCUCGGUCUCGUUCCCCAGCCGCCUGCCCACUCUACCAGCCAGCACCUCCAGGCCAUUCAUUAUCAGCACUGUGGAGAGCAGGACAGAACAGGACAAUGUCACAUCCAGAGGCACCUUCCAUCCCACCACAGUGACAGCCAACGAGACCGGCUUCAACUCCACACAGCUCCCCAUAGUGCCGGUGGAAGGCGCAGGGAUGAGUAUGGUCCUGCUGCCUUUUGGCAUCAUCACUGUCAUUGGGCUGGCUGUUGUUGUGCUGCUGUACAUAAGGAAAAAGAAAAGGCUGGAGAAGCUCAGACACCAGCUCAUGCCCAUGUAUAACUUUGACCCGGCCGAGGAGCAGGACGACCUGGAGCAGGAGCUUCUAGACCACGGCCGAGACGGCAGCCCAGCAGGGCCGAACUCCAAAUUUUGACACAAGGCCAUAUGGUUUGUUGCUUGUGACUCUGACGACGAGUCAAGGCACCACGCAAAGGCCGAGUCGACUGGUCUUCACGGAUGUCGCUGAUGCCAUUAAUGCAUGACAGCAGCCCUGCAGCACAAAGGAGGACUCGGGAAACAUAUCCAGGAGACUGGACACUGCCGGCGUCAAGAAGGCUCACGUUUCAGUAAAAGCUGAGACACACCACUGAUAUGCUAAUUACUGGGAUAUUUGUUAAGCCUAUAGGCACAAAAAUAAGGACAGAGGUUUCUUGUCUUCUUGGGACGGUUAGGCCGCGUUUACUUUAGAAAAGGGAACGUCUAUAAGUUAUCAGAAAGCCUGUUUAAUGUGGAUUUCAUUUCAACAUGUUCAUGCUGCUUUAGUCACUAUAUGCACACUGACAUGGACAAAGACUUAAAAAGUCAUCAGUUUCUUAUAUAUAUGCAUAUAUAUAUGAAUGAACUUCACUGGUUGUCAUGUAUCAUUUUCAUUCCUGGUUUCCUAACUGCAUGCAUCUUUGUGAGAAGUGGUUGGUUUGUGUUGGAAGGCUAGACAGAAGCUCCGUUCAGAGCCUUUUCAUGAUUCUUCACCUCGUUUCUUCUUCUUUUGGUGUUACGUAGAUCCCUUUCAUAGAUGUUCUGUGAACAUUCAUUGAGGAACGCUUCUACUGGACACUUUUUCUGAUCAUUAAGUUGUCUUUUCAGCACACCUAGGGACGUAUGCCUUUUUCAAAGGGGGCAAGAAUGCCAUAAGAUUUGCUGUGGAACUGAGCGCUACAGCUGCUAGAAUACGUUCAAUAUUAUUGCUAGCAGUGCUGGCAAAGUCAGUAAGGUAAUGCUUUUAAUUUUAGCUGCGUUUUGAACCAAUCAAAGUCAAGAACCCUUUAAGAGUUUUCUUUUGAAAGAAUGCAUUCAUUUGGACAGAUAUUUUGGAACAUUUUUAUUUAUGACAUUUAUAGUACAUCAGAGGAUGAGCUUCUUUCAUACGAAAGACCAGAGAAGAGACAAAAGACAACGAGAGCCAAUGCAGCCAAGCCUUCCUAAAUCAAAGACCUCAGUGAGAUCUGAAGGGUUCUGUGGAACUCAGCUUCCUCAAAAAGCUUCUGCGCUCACUGAGGAACUGCGUCAGACCUACUGGAGCAAGAGCUAGCAAGAAUUUCACAGUGACUUCAAAAGCAGGUUCACGUCCAUGCUCUGGCGGGCGGACGCUGAGGCGCAGUCAAAGAGCUGGCGCUGUGUGGGAAGACUGGACUUCCAUCAUAGUUUAUCAAACAAGGCCAAAGCGACAGAACACCAUUACGACUCAUUUGGAGUGGGAUUCUGGCCAAAGGAAACGUUUCAGGAAGGCUUUGGGCCAAAGGUCAAGGGGGAAUUACUGUCCAAAGGCCUUGGAGGACUGUGGGACAUGGAAAUGGAGACUGCUGAAAGGGAAAUUUGAAGCAUUCUCUAUCUGCUUGUGAUAUAUCCUUCUCCACUGUGUGCUUCCAGCCGGUGUACGUUCAGAGGCAACCCAUCACUGUUUAGGCACUUGAACUGAGAAUCAUGGAUCAAAAUGGAUCCGUAACUGGGAAUUUGCAAUGAGGGAAUAGUAGAAAAUGAGUUUACUUCAUCUUUGUGAAUGUUUUAUCCCCCUCCAAACCGGCAACAGAGAGAUUAGACAGUGUUUUUUUAAUUGUAUGACCACGAGAAAUAAUAAAAGCAAAAAUAUGUGGACUGUU
This is a messenger RNA of Pygocentrus nattereri (red-bellied piranha), 2710 nucleotides long. RefSeq lists its product as uncharacterized. NCBI's taxonomy places the organism in Eukaryota, Metazoa, Chordata, Actinopteri, Characiformes, Serrasalmidae. Bases 532 to 987 code for a protein of 151 amino acids. The transcript has 6 exons. The record is from RefSeq and is a predicted model, not a curated record.